This is a messenger RNA of Xyrauchen texanus (razorback sucker), 3385 nucleotides long. Its product is annotated as low-density lipoprotein receptor-related protein 5-like. The transcript is spliced from 15 exons. The coding region runs from base 140 to 3385 and encodes 1081 amino acids. The record is from RefSeq and is a predicted model, not a curated record. Lineage: Eukaryota; Metazoa; Chordata; Actinopteri; Cypriniformes; Catostomidae.
CUCUACUAUCGCAGUAGGCUGGACGAGUCGCACUCACGGACGAAAAAAAAAAAUAAAAAAAAGAACCGACUGAUCGACCUAAACUCGGACUCCAAACUUUCUCCUAACACAAAUACCUCGAAGAAAUGGAGCUGGGAUUAUGGAAGUAAAGCCCGGGGCGCGUGCGAUGGAGAUUUUAUUGCUGGAACUGCUGCUUUGGUGUAGUCUGACUGUGAGUCGCGGUUCUCCCUUGCUGCUCUUUGCAAACCGGCGAGAUGUCCGACUAGUGGAUGCAGAGGCAGGCCGGUCAGAGUCCGCCGUGGUCGUCAGUGAUCUGGAGGACGCUGCAGCGGUUGACUUCCUUUUCUCGGAGGGUCUGAUAUUCUGGACUGAUGUCAGUGAAGAGGCCAUUAAGCAGGCCCACUACAACCACUCUUCUAUCUCUAUGAAGGAUGCCACACUGGGCAAAGGGCAGACAGUGGUGAUAUCAGGUCUGGAUUCACCCGAUGGCUUGGCCUGCGACUGGCUCGGUCACAAACUCUACUGGACCGACUCCGAGACGAACCGCAUUGAAGUGGCCAACCUGGAUGGUACCUCUCGCAAGGUGCUCUUCUGGCAAGAUCUUGACCAACCAAGGGCAAUUGCACUCAACCCUGCCCAUAGGUACAUGUAUUGGACGGACUGGGGGGAGGAGCCGAGAAUAGAAAGGGCGGGCAUGGAUGGCAGCAAUCGGCAAAUCAUUGUGCAGAAGCAAAUUUAUUGGCCAAAUGGAUUGACCAUCGAUCUCGAGGAGCAGAAACUCUACUGGGCAGAUGCCAAACUCAGCUUCAUCCACAGAGCCAACUUGGAUGGAACUGAUCGGGAGGCUGUUGUGGAGGGAUCCCUCACCCAUCCUUUCGCCCUCACUCUUUACGACGAAACGCUCUACUGGACCGACUGGCAGACCCGCUCCAUCCACGCCUGCAACAAGCGCACCGGAGAGAACCGAAGAGAAAUUCUUGGCGGCAUUUACUCGCCGAUGGAUAUCCAGGUCCUGGGCCAAGAGAGGCAGCCCAACAUUCAAACUCCAUGCAGUGAAGGAAAUGGAGGCUGUUCCCACCUGUGUCUUCUCUCCCCCGUUCCACCCUUCUACAGCUGCGCCUGUCCAACUGGAGUUAAACUUAAAGAGGAUGGAAAGACCUGUCGGCCAGGGGCGGAACAGGUUCUUUUACUUGCUCGUCGCACCGACCUCCGCCGGAUCUCUCUGGACUUGCCCGACUUCACGGAUAUCGUCCUACAAGUCAGUGACAUUCGCCAUGCAAUCGCCAUCGACUACGACCCGGUGGAAGGCUACGUCUACUGGACAGACGAUGAGGUCAAGGCCAUCCGCUGCGCUCGUAUCGAUGGCAGCGAUGCCCAGACGCUUGUCACCAACGAGGUCAACCAUCCCGAUGGAAUUGCUGUGGAUUGGGUGGCACGCAACCUCUACUGGACGGACACGGGCACUGAUCGCAUCGAGGUGACCAGACUAAAUGGUACUUCUCGGCGUGUCCUCAUAUCAGAGAACCUGGAUGAACCGAGAGCCAUUGUGUUGGAUCCCGUGAAUGGGUACAUGUACUGGACAGACUGGGGGGAGAUUCCCAAAAUUGAACGAGCAAACCUGGACGGCACAGACCGCGUUGUUCUGUUGAACACCUCCCUUGGCUGGCCCAACGGUUUAGCCAUUGACUGUGUUGCAGGAAAGCUUUACUGGGGCGACGCCAAAACGGAUAAAAUUGAGGUAAUAAAUGUGGAUGGCACUAAUAGGAUGACCAUUCUAGAGGACAAACUGCCCCAUAUCUUUGGCUUUACGCUGCUGGGAGAAUAUAUCUACUGGACGGACUGGCAGAGGAGGAGCAUAGAACGAGUUCACAUCGCCAAUGCCACCCGUGAUAUCAUUGUCGAGCAGCUUCCUGACCUCAUGGGUCUCAAAGCCACGAAAGUCAUAGAAACUUCUGGCACCAAUGGUUGUGCAGAAAACAAUGGUGGCUGCAGUCAUCUGUGUUUCCAUCGACCUCAAGGUCUGAGCUGUGCCUGCCCAAUGGGCUUGGAGCUUUUGAGUGACCUGCGGACGUGUGUGGUGCCAGAGGCCUUCCUGCUCUUCACUAAUCGCGCUGACAUCCGCAGCAUUUCUCUGGGCACCAACAGCAAUGAUGUGCCUAUUCCGCUCACAGGGGUCAAGGAGGCCUCAGCGCUGGACUUUGACGUAUUAGAGAACAGAAUCUACUGGACUGAUGUCAGCACCAAGACUAUAAGCAGAGCCUUCAUGAAUGGCAGUUUGGUUGAACCAGUGAUUGAGUUUGGUUUGGACUAUCCAGAGGGCAUGGCCGUGGACUGGAUGGGCCGAAACCUCUACUGGGCUGACACUGGCACCAAUCGUAUUGAGGUGGCUCGCCUGGAUGGCCAGUACCGACAAGUGCUGGUCUGCAAAGACCUGGACAACCCUCGCUCUCUUGCUUUGGACCCAGCUAAUGGGUACAUGUACUGGACUGAAUGGGGCGGUCGUCCCAGGAUAGCUCGCGCUCACAUGGAUGGCAGUAAUAUCGUUACUUUGGUAGACAAAGUGGGCCGAGCCAAUGGACUUACAAUUGACUACAUCGACCACCGGCUCUACUGGACAGACCUGGACACCUGCAUGAUUGAGUCUACAAACAUGCAAGGUUUGCUGAGGGAAAUAGUGGCCGAUGAUCUUCCCCAUCCGUUUGGCCUCACCCAAUACCGCGACUACAUCUACUGGACGGACUGGAACCUGCGCAGUAUUGAGCGGGCAGACAAGCGUACUGGGCUGAACCGAACAAUGGUGCAGGGAAACCUUGAGUACGUAAUGGACAUUCUGGUUUUCCACUCCUCCAGACAAGAUGGCGCCAACGAGUGUUCGCAGAACAAUGGCCUUUGCGCUCAUCUUUGCCUGGCAUCACCCUCUGGAGCCCAGUGUCGUUGUGCUUCUCACUAUACCCUAGAGGCAAACGGACGCAACUGCAGCUCACCCUCUAGCUUCCUGCUCUUCAGUCAGAAGAGUUCCAUCAGUCGAAUGGUCUUGGGAGAACAGAGUCCAGACAUGAUUCUGCCCAUCCAUGUCAUGAAGAAUCUGCGAGCCAUCAGUUUCGAUCCUCUAGAGCGAUUGGUCUACUGGGUGGAUGGCCGUCAGAACAUCCGCAGAGCCCGAGAUGAUGGCACACAGGCAUCUACAGUUAUGAACCCAACAAGUCUCCACUCGAAGCAGCCCUAUGACCUGAGUCUGGACCCCUACAGCCGCACUGUCUAUUGGACCUGCGAGGCCACCAACACCAUCAACAUCCACCGCAUGGACGGUCACCUUAUCGGAGAGGUCCUAAAAGAUGAUGCGGAUAAGCCACGUGCUAUUGUUGUGAAUGCCGAGAAAGGGUAA